Salvia miltiorrhiza (redroot sage) is the source of this 1281-nucleotide messenger RNA. RefSeq lists its product as uncharacterized. The record is from RefSeq and is a predicted model, not a curated record. Bases 1 to 1281 code for a protein of 426 amino acids. Gene Ontology annotation, molecular function: protein binding. The transcript has 8 exons. NCBI's taxonomy places the organism in Eukaryota, Viridiplantae, Streptophyta, Magnoliopsida, Lamiales, Lamiaceae.
AUGAGUGAUGAACAAAGUUCAGGCGAUGAACAAAUGUUACGCGAUGAACUGUUUAAACUGACGAUGCGACAGGAAUGGGAAGUAGUGGUGAAGAAAUACGUCGAAAAUACAAAUGCUCAUACUCUGAAGCUUACGAAAUCAGAGGACACAGCCUUCCAUAUAGCCAUCUCCAGUUACAAUCCUAAAUGCCCCAACCCCAACCUCACUCACCAAAGAUGCACCGAGGAAAUGUUCUCUUUGAUGAAGGAACGUAAAUCUCUAUGCAACGUGGUGAAGAUGGCUAACGUGAGAGGAGACACCCCUCUCCAUCUCGCAGCUGCAGUUGGAUGGGAGGCUCUCUGCACGCGAAUAGCUUCAGCUGAUCCCAAGCUCAAUGCCAAUGGUGAGACACCUUUGUCAGAUGAUCCCAAGCUCAAUGCCAAUGGUGAGACACCUUUGUCAGAUGAUCCCAUGCUCAUCCAGAUCCGCAAUGCCAAUGGUGAGACACCUUUGUUCAUUGCAGCUCAUCACGGCAACCUCAACACGUUUCUCGCUCUCCAUGACAUCUACAAGCCUGAUGAGACUCUCUGUAGGAGGAAAGAUGGAAAUACCAUCUUGCACUCUGCCAUUUCUGGGGAAUACUUAAGAUUAGCUUACUCGAUAUUGGACAAGUACAAGAAUCUUCUCAACUCUGUUAAUGUUGAAGGAGAAACUCCUCUCCAUGUUUUAGCAAGAAAGCCUAACUUGUUCAAGAGCAGCUCCCAACUUGGAUUCUAUGAAUCAGUCAUCUACGAAUUUGUUUUUGUUGAUGAUCUGAAGAAACAAUCCAAACAUAAUCCAAGUGCCAGCCAGAGUAAUGGCUCAAGUAAAGAGAAAUUCCCGGAGAGCUACAAGACUUGUGUGAGCAUCUUCCAUCUAUUAUGGGAUCCAAUUUACAAUAGUUAUAAAGGAAAAAAAAGUACUCAACAACCGUAUGAGGAGCAUGGCGUUCCAAUAUAUGAGAGUUUCUUAGCUGGGUGUUCAAGAUCCAAGAAACAAAUAGCCCCUCCUACAGUUGAAAAUGUGGAACAUCAAAUCAAAGUUGAAAAGAGGAAGAGCAACUUUCCUCCCAAUUACACUACCUGCAUUAAAAUUUUCAAAUUUGCAACAACGGUCGCCCUAACAAUUCUUGGAAUUGGAUUCUUGAGGAUAAGAAAGAUUCAUGACAAGAAAGUUCGACACUCUCAUGCGAUGGAGAUCAUGAAUAGAAUGAUUGAGUCGGAACCAAAUAGCAUGCGAAUGUACCCUACUGAUGUUAAAUAG